AUGCCGGAGGUGGACGGUGGUAGAUGUCAUUAUACGGUAGUGGAUGUCGGUAAACGAUGGUGGAUGCUGGUGGAUCCCCUCAAAAUUAAAGCCAUCGAGAAGUGGGAAGCACCGAAAACACCAACAAAAAUCAAGAGUUUUCUUGGGCUGGGAGGUUAUUAUCGAAAGUUCAUACAGGAUUUUUCUCGUGUUGCUACUCCGUUAACCGGAUUGACGAAAAAGAAUGUGAGGUUUGAAUGGAAGGAAGAACAAGCUAAGGUUUUUCAGAUGUUAAAAGAGAAAUUGUGUAGCGUGCCAAUUGUAUCCUUACAUGAUGGUACGGAAGAUUUCGUGGUCUACAGUGAUGCCUCGAAAAUGGGUUUGGGUUGCGUGAUGAUGCAACGUGGAAAAGUUAUUCCUUGA
This is a messenger RNA of Cynara cardunculus var. scolymus (artichoke), 402 nucleotides long. RefSeq lists its product as uncharacterized. The record is from RefSeq and is a predicted model, not a curated record. The transcript has 2 exons. The coding region runs from base 1 to 402 and encodes 133 amino acids. NCBI's taxonomy places the organism in Eukaryota, Viridiplantae, Streptophyta, Magnoliopsida, Asterales, Asteraceae.